Molecule: messenger RNA, 5229 nt
Organism: Colossoma macropomum (tambaqui)
Lineage: Eukaryota; Metazoa; Chordata; Actinopteri; Characiformes; Serrasalmidae
Exons: 21
Coding region: 103-4248 (1381 amino acids)
Biological process (GO): neutrophil migration
Cellular component (GO): cell surface; apical plasma membrane
Source: RefSeq, a predicted model, not a curated record
GUUGCAGCAGGAGGAGCAUCUUUAGGGAUCUCUACAACUGCUGGCUUCUCACUGCUACUUAAUGUGCCUUCUUAGGUUUGAACUGAGGAGCAGUUAAUCAUAAUGGGGUUUCAAAUCACACUGGGCAUGACACUACUGUUGCUAAUGAAUGGAGGAGUGAACAUAGGACAGUCAGAAGCCAAAUCAAACACCUUCGAUCCCUGCAAUAAAUACACUUCUCUGGAUCAGCCCUGGAGAGCCAAUAAUGAGACUGGAUUAAACAUCUGUGACAGGGACUUCAACUGGAACGGCUGGUACCGACUGUUCUAUUAUGGGAUGAACAUUCGUUUAUCAGAGAGCUGUGUUUCUACAUUCAGAUGUGGUACUUAUUACACUCUGUGGCUCAAUGGUCCUCAUCCUCAGAUAGAGGAUGGAGUGGUCACUCGUCAGGUCUGUGUAAAUGCAGGGGGUGACUGCUGUUCCUUUGGUUCCACCUCAAUUAAAGUAAAGACUUGUCCAGGAAACUACUCUGUGUACAAGCUUGUCAGUCCAAGCUACUGCAACAUGGCUUACUGCACAGAUGUCAGCACCAUAACCCCAAAUCCUGCCGCAACAAAUUCACAAUCCAACACAAGCACGACAACCACUCCAACCAACUACAGCUUUAACCCCUGUAAAAACUACAGUGUUGUUGAUGACUACUGGAGAAACAUACGCAUUACUGACACUAACUACCGAGGUCAUGAUGACACCCUUGUUGAAUGGAAGGGCUGGUACAGACUGUACAUUGAGGGCAAAAGCGCUCAGCUUGCUGAAACUGUCUGGUGUAAGAGCUACAUGACAUGUGGUGGUUACACUACGCUUUGGCUUGGCGGAUCUCAUCCACGAUUAGAGGACGGCAUCGUCACCCGAGAAAUCUACAAAUCUGUCAACUAUUAUUGGUACUAUAACCAAUGCAGUCACACCAGAUCCAGCUCAGUCCAAGUGAAAGCCUGUCCAGGAGAUUACUAUGUCUAUAAACUUGUCAGGCCAGAUAUAUCACUUCCAAUGCCAACAUACUGCACAGUUGGUUUUAACAGCCUCACUUAUGAUCCAUGUCACAACUAUGUCUCACUGGAUCAACCCUGGAGAGCCAAUAAUGAGACUGGAUUAAACAUCUGUGACAGGGACUUCAACUGGAACGGCUGGUACCGACUGUUUCAUUAUGGGAUGAACAUCCGUAUGACAGAGAGCUGUGUAGAUGUGAACAGAUGUGGUACUUAUUACGGUCUGUGGCUCAAUGGCUCUCAUCCUCAGAUAGAGGAUGGAGUGGUCACUCGCCAGGUCUGUGCGAAUGCAGGAUAUGACUGCUGUGCCUUUAGAUUCACCCCAAUAAGAGUGAAAGCAUGCCCUGGAAACUACUAUGUAUAUGAGUUUGUCAGCCCACUCUUCUGCACUAUGGCUUACUGUACAGAUGUCACUACAAUAACCCCAACUUCAGAACUCAACUUAACCACGACAGCUACACCAACCAGCAUCAGCUUUGACCCCUGCAAUAGGUACAGUGUUAUUGAUGAAGGCUGGAGAAAUACACGCACUAACAGUAAAAUAAGUCAUGAUGACACUCUUGUUGAAUGGAACGGCUGGUAUCGGCUGUAUCUGCAGGGCAAAAGUGCUCAGAUCUCUGAAUGGUGUGUGAGCUUCACUACAUGUGGUGGACACACUCAGUUCUGGCUCAAUGGAUCUCAUCCACGACUAGAAGACGGCAUCGUCACCCGAGAAAUAUAUGGAACCAACAAUGGCUACUACGACUACUACCGCUACUACCACUACUACUACUACUACUAUAACCAAUGCAGUUACAGAUACAGAUCCAAACCAAUCCAAGUGAAAGCCUGUCCAGGACAUUACUAUGUCUACAAGCUUGUUAAACCAGAGUUGUCCAUUCCGAUGCCCUCAUACUGUACAGUUGAUUUUGUCGCUGACCCCUGCAACAACUAUGUCUCAGUGGAUCAACCCUGGAGAGCCAAUAACGAGACUGGAUUGUGGUUUUUUGACAGAGACUUCAACUGGAACGGCUGGUACCGGCUGUUCUAUUAUGGGAUGGACAUCCGUUUGUCAGAGAGCUGCGUUCCUACAUCCAGAUGUGGUGCUUAUUACACUCUGUGGCUCAAUGGUCCUCAUCCUCAGAUAGAGGAUGGAGUGGUCACUCGCCAGGUCUGUGGAAAUGCAGGAGGUGACUGCUGUUCCUUCCGCCUCAACCCUAUUCGUAUUAAAGCAUGCCCAGGAAACUACUCUGUCUAUGAGCUCGUCAAUCCAUUCUACCACAACACAGCCUACUGUACAGAUGUGAGCACUAUAACUCCAACUGCUGCAGAAUUCAACAACACUAGGGCAACCACUCCAACCAACAACUUUGACCCCUGCUAUGAAUACACUGUUCUUGAGGAUGACUGGAGAAACAUAAGCAACAACAACCAUGGGUAUUUAAACAGUAGAGGUAAUGAUGACGCUGUUGUCGAGUGGAACGGCUGGUAUCGGCUCUUUAUUCAUGGAGAAAAUGCUCAGAUUCUAGAAGGCUGUGUGAGCUACAUGGAAUGUGGUGGUUACACUUCACUCUGGCUCAGUGGUUCUCAUCCACGGCCAGAGGACGGCAUCGUCACCCGAGAAAUCUAUGCUACCAGAAUUGAUGAAUACUAUCAGUACCAGUGUAAUUACCACAGAUCCUCCAACCCAAUCCAAGUGAAAGCUUGUCCAGGUCAUUACUAUGUCUACAAACUCGUCAAGCCAGAUGUAUCACUCAUAAUGCCUACAUACUGCACAGUUGCUCUGACCAAACCAAGUUAUGAUCCCUGCUACAACUACAAUGUGCUGGAUGAUCCUGGAAGAGCUACAAACCAAACACGCAAGAGCUGGUCUUGGUGGUGGUGGUGUGACACCAACAUGAACUGGAAAGGCUGGUAUCGUCUUCUAUAUCAAGGAAAUAAUAUCCGGAUGCCAGAAUCAUGUGUUAGUCAGGGCAUGUGUGGCACUGAUGUCCCUCUCUGGCUGAACGGUUCUCACCCACGACUGGAAGAUGGAGUGGUCACUCGGAAAGUCUGUGGAAGCUGGAACAAUGACUGCUGUUAUUUCAAGUCUUACCCCAUUCAAGUGAAAGCUUGUCCAGGAAAUUACUACGUAUAUGAGUUUGUCAGUCCAUCCGUCUGUUUAUCAGCCUACUGUGCAGAUAUUGAUAACAUUACUCCAGUUGAUGACCCAGAGAUCCCAGAAUUUGUAGAUCCUAUGACCACAACAACCACUACAGUGAUGAUGGACCCCUGCACAGAACAGAACUGCACUGAGGAUGAGUGGUGUGGGGAGAGAGAUGGCAUCUAUGGCUGCUUCUGUAAUGAAAGUCAUUCUAGAACAGGAGACGAGUCUUAUGACUCCAGAGAAACCUGCGAGAGCAGCUCUGGCACCAUGUCUCUGUCCCGCUGUCAGCUCUUUGAAGCUGGUUUCCCUGUUAAUGUCCUGCACCUGAGUGACCCCAGCUGCAAUGGAACUCUCCAAAACGGCAGACUGGUGUUCCACUUUGAUAACGAUGACCACAUCUGUGGCACAAAUCUCACGGCCAACGGUACCCACUUUGUGUACGAGAACUCUAUCCAGGGGGUAGCAGACUCAGCAGGAGGAGCCAUCAACAGAAAGAAACAACUGGAACUGCGUUUCUCCUGCAUUUAUCAGCUCAGCCAGACACUCACCAUGGACAUGGAAUUCAACCCCCUGCAGAGCAUAGUGCACAAGACCCUUCCAGAUGGUCAGGGGAUGUACCAGGUCAGGAUGAUUCCCUAUCAGGAUGCUGCCUUCUCCCAUCCUUACGAUGGCAGUGAGGACAUAGUGGUGGACCAGAGGAUCUAUGUGGAAGUGAUUGUUAAGGGAGUGGACAGCCGUCAGAUUUCCACAGUGAUAGAUUCGUGUUGGGCCACUCCUGUGAAUGACCAGAACUUUGCUGUCCGCUGGGACCUCAUCAUUAAUAAGUGUCCUAAUCAAGAUGAUAAGACAGUGAAAGUGCUUCAGAAUGGUGUCUCCACAACUGGCCGUUUCAGCUUCAAGAUGCUGGCCUUUAAUGACAACUACUCCAAAGUUUUCCUCCACUGUGCCAUCCACCUUUGCCUUCUGAAGGGCAACAACUGUGCAGCGAACUGUUCUCCUGGACAGCAGCACAGAGCUGGCCGGUCUGUGGACAUCCACGACAAAGCCUCCAUCUCUGUGGGACCUUUUAUCUGGACUGCUGGAAGGACAGGUGAAUGAAAACAGUCAUGCGAUGUGUGGAUCUCUGGUCAUUCUCUUCGAGUCUUCUCUCCUUUAAUGACAAUAUUAAGACAAUCAAAAUAUGUGAUUUCAUAUUUUAUACACUAAUCAAAUCUCCAUUUAGCUGAGUGUAGCAUUAGAGUCUCAUUUUGGCCAUGAAAGAUUGUUCAUUAUUAGAGAUCGUGAUUCAUUCAAGAUAUAGCAAAGAUAUGUUAAAGCUUGUAGAGUGAACAUCAAACACCUGUCAGAAUGCAGACAUUAUAGUUGCGCUUAUUUAAUACAUUUAACAUUCUUUUCUGAGAGCAGUAUUUAGCAUUACAGAUUAUACUGUCUGGGUGAGAACAGAAAUAAAGUUUGGGUGCUGAACAGGUUGAUUGGUAUGAAAUAUGUACCUUUUUCUUCUUAGUAAUUCCAUAUUAUUUCUCUUUUUUUACUUCUCCUUUCUCCAAGUGUGGAUUAUAAUUUCAUGUCUUUACAUUUGAAAAAUCAUUGUAAUCAUUUUGAAACAUUGUGUUCUUUUCAAUAAAUUCCUUUUUAAAUUGUGCACAGCACUUCAAGAUCAUUACAGUUUUGUUUCUGCUAGAUUUGUUUUCUCUACAUAUUUCAUUUUCUGGGCAAAGCUGGUUCACCAUAGGGAUACAUAGGCAAGGCAAGGCAAGUUUAUUUAUAUAGCACCUUUUAUACACUGCUGUCAUUCAAAAUGCAGUACAAAUGAGAAAAUCAGAAAAAUACAGAGUUCUCUUGACAUAGUCUUGAAAAAAGUUUUUAAGUUUUGUUAAAUGUCAUAUCAUAUCAAAUAAAUCACAGCUGUUACUACUGUAAUUGUUUAAUAAUCCUGAAAGUGAACCAGCAGUUGAAUGAGGAGCUUACCUUUAACAAAAAAUGCAUCAUGUACACUUUGAAAACUUCAGAUGAUCACAUAUAUGGGAAGCAAACUCACUUCUUUAGAGUUGCUCAAACCUCUCUUUACCAGAGGAGCUA